Dunckerocampus dactyliophorus (ringed pipefish) is the source of this 4123-nucleotide messenger RNA. RefSeq names its product MyoD family inhibitor domain containing (gene mdfic). The record is from RefSeq and is a predicted model, not a curated record. The transcript is spliced from 5 exons. The coding region runs from base 343 to 1029 and encodes 228 amino acids. NCBI's taxonomy places the organism in Eukaryota, Metazoa, Chordata, Actinopteri, Syngnathiformes, Syngnathidae.
AGCAACGGGCAGGAAAGAAGCUCUGAAGGCAUCCGGAAAUGAUGAAAAGGUUCUCGGCUCUCCUCAGAAAGAAAAAAAACUGAAACUUUAGGACGUCAGGCACAUCUGCGCGAAGUCAAACUUUGGACACUACAGCCAGCCACAGUCCCAAACUUUCCUUAAAAAGUUUAUUAUUACUCGUUAUUUUCGCCUUCUUCCAGCAGGGAGAACGAGCCAGAAGAUGGGAAUACGUCAGAUUUGAGGCGAAGGAGAUGACAUGUUUUGAAAGGCUGAUGAGGUGACUUUUUCACCCAGAAAGAGGAGCUUAAACAGCGGCGAGACCCACUUAAGACUGACGGUCUCAUGUCCACGGAGAUCGUCCAUCCUCCGGUUGGGCCAGCGGGGCCAGUCAGGAGCCCACAGCCGGAGACGAGCCGCCUGCUGCUGGACAUCACCCGAGAUGCCUCUGACGCAGAUUCAUCAGGACCAUCUUCCCGACUGCCUGCGACCCAGGAAGAUCACUGUGAGCCUGUAAGAACUCAACCUCACACCGAUAAAAGCCAAAAUGGCACACCCGGUGACCUCACUGCCAUCCACCCGGGUGUCAGCAAAUGCACGUGUGCCAACCCCGGGAGAACGACAUCAGCAUCAGCAGCACCGACAACCAAGCAACCGUCCACGCCGGUUUCUCAAAGGAUGCAGCGAAAGUUGAGGUCCAGCCUGUCUGUGGACAGCAACAGCAGCCGACCCAGCAAGGGGAGCUCCAUGGGAUCGCAGAAACCGCCUUUCCCAGAAGACUGCUGCGUCCACUGCAUUUUGGCGUGCCUCUUCUGCGAGUUCCUGGCACUCUGCAACAUGGUGGUGGCGCCGGCCUCGUGCGGCCUGUGUGCGUCCGAGGCUUGCUGCUGCUGCUGCUGCGCCGAGGACGUGGGCGAGGACUGCUGCAACUGCCCCUGCGACAUGGACUGUGGCAUCAUGGACGCCUGCUGCGAGUCGUCUGAUUGCUUGGAGAUCUGCAUGGAGUGCUGCGGCAUCUGCUUCCCCUCAUAGGGAACCCAAAAACAGCCUGACUGGAGCCACCAGGACGGACGGCAAUGGGGAAAAACUGUUUCUGUGAUUGUGGUGUGAUUGUGUACUUUGUAUGAUGUUUACCGACACUGGGAUUCACCAAAAGUAGAAGUAACUCCAGAUAUGCUUGGAACUGUCCUUUCACUAUAAGAUGUUCCUAUACACUCCUCAACAAAAUCUUUUCUGUCAGACAUUCCCACUGUCAUGACCUCCUGAUAGCAAGGGCACAAGCAAGGCAAGGUGCCAUUUCUGCUGAGGUUUGAAUGCAACCGGUGAGUUGUUUAGACUGUUACUGCAACUUUUUACAUGCUUAAAGACGAGGAUGGAGCUUUAAUAAGCAGUUUUUCUAAGGUUAAGUUUUGCAGUUGUGUUAGUGGCUAAUUUAGCUUGUUUCACCAAGCCAAUAACAAUUAACAUAACUGCAACAAAGAUUGUACUCUUGAAACAUAAAUGAAGCUAAGUGGUGGUUGAUUUUAAAAGCAAAUUUAUUCAAAAUUUUUAUUUUUGCAGAUGUACGCUCUUGAACAACACUAGGAGGAUACAAGUACAGUCGUCCCUCACUACACCGCGGUUCAGACAUCGCUCCCUCACUCUAUCGCAGUUAAAAAAAAACAAACAGAAAAACAUGUUUUUCAGACAUGGCUCCCUCACUCCAUCGCAGUUAAAAAAAAAAAAAACAUGAUUGCUGUUUCAUGGUUGGCUAUGGCCUAUUAGUCAAAAAAUAUUGAAAGACAAUGGAAUGAGAAACAUGACCUCCAAGUUCGAUUCCAUGGUUCUCGCCCGGAAAAGGUUGCCCUGCCAUCUCCAAGUCGGGGAUGAGGUCCUGCCCCAAAUGGAGGAGUUGAAGUACUCUCGUCCCUACCCCUGGUUGCCAAACCCCUCUAUCCUGUUUUCUCCCUCUUCCCUGUCUCUCUAUCUCAACCCCACCAGUUGAGACAGACGGUCACCGCACAGAACCUAGGCGCUGUUCCCUUGAGGGAGUUUUUCCUUGCUUGCUCAUGCGGGUUUCAGUUGACUAUUUUUUUAAUGUAUGAGGAACAUUGUUCUGGACCUGCUCCACGUGUAAAGUGCUUUGAGAUAACUUCCUAACGGCCCUUACUGAUGCCGACUGAACCCCAAUACCCAUAAGACAGAACGCAACAUCUCCAUAUAACCAAUUUUGUUCAGGAGUGUAAUGUCCAGUGUCUUUUCAUCAUGUUUUUCUGUAGAACACUGUAAAAUGUGUACACAAAAUGUUUACACGUCUCUAUUGUUAUGCUGCACAGAAUCUUCUGCAAAGGAAUGAAAAACAAAGAACAGUUAAGCCCCCCCCCCGACUGUCAUGUUUGCUAUUGUAAACUAAUGAGGUUCAAGUCCGUUGCUGACUUGGCACUAGCCCUCGUUAGUGGCACGUGCUAAAGGGUAAGAAAUUGUCAUGUCCUAAUGUCAACAAACAUCAUGUGCCGUCAUGUGCGCUAUACGUGGGAAAAAUACGUUACAUGUACAUUUCUGCUAAAUUCCUGUAAGAUUUUAAUUUUAAUUCCAUUAUCCAGUUUGUUGUAGCUUUGGGAAAACACUAUAAAGGCAAUGUGAACAUAUACAGUGGAACCUUGGUUAGCGUCCGCACCGGUUAGCCUGUUUUUCUGGAAAAUGUCGAACAUUCACGGCACAGUUUUGCCUCCGUUUGUGUACAUUCUCCGAUUAGUGUACAAAAUGUUGUGCGUCUUGUCGUGUUCUUAAUACACUGCUGUGUUCUUAAUGUAUUUUUUUUAAAUAACAAAAUGUCCUUCCUUGUUAGCUUCCUAUUAGCUAUAGCUAAACAAAAUGGCAACCGGAAUCGGAAGUUGCGUAGCCCAUUUAUGAUGUCAUCAGCAGUUCACUCUCAAAAAUGUCAAGAUUCAAGAGUUUUAUUGUCGUAUGCACAGCAAACAGGUAGUUAUACUACGCAAUGGACUUCGUAUUCUGUUCAUUCUCCCUAAAAAAAACACAAGAAAAUGAAUUAGAACACAAGAAACAAUAAUACCAAUACAUUAAAAGCAACAAUAAGAUGUUCAGUGUUAUGAGUGUGUGCAUGUGUUGCGUGUGGCGUGUGUGAGUGACUCGUUGAGAAGCCUGAUGGCCUGUGGGUAAAAGCUGUAGCGAUGCUAUUUUAACAAAUUUAAACACAAAACACGUUUUUACAGUUAAUAUAAGUUUACAAUUAUAGUUUUAUGAGCACAAAACAAUUCUAAAUGCAUGUAAAUCACAAAUGAAAGGGAUAAAGUUACUUUUACCUUCAUUGAAGACGUGCUGUUCCCAAAGACACGAUGUGGCAGCGAGAUCAACCACCACCACCUUCCUGUUUUCAGUCGCGUCAAGAAUCACGUUUUCAAUUCAUGCAAAAGUAACCUCAAAUGUGUCCUUUCAUUCAUCAUUUCUACUGUAUGUAUUGAUAUGCAUGUUAAUUUUUUUUCUGCAUGUAAAACUAGAAUUGUAAAAUUAUAAAAACAUGUCUUUUAUUAACAUUUCUGGCUGUCUGGAACAUGUUAUUUGGAUUUACAUGAUUUGUUAUGGGAAAAAUGUAUUCGGGUAACGUUCGUUUUGGCUAUAAUCGGACCUUCUGGAACGCAUUAAGGACGCUAACCAAGGUACAUUGUGUAUUCUUUCAAGUCGUUUAUUUCAUCUCUUUUUGUACAUUGUGUCAAUUUAAAAGUAAAUGUCACAAUAAAGUAGCAUUUUGUUUCCUUGCAGUCGGUGUACAGUCUAGACAGUAAAAUAAUUCUAUGCGUAUUUCUAAACCAGUGAUGCUCUGAUUGAUCAGCUGGUGUAACCGUCACCUUUCAGAUAGAUAGUCAUAGUAUAGAAGUCUCAAAAUAAUCCACAAAGUCAAAACCCACGGGUGUCCAAUCCUCUUGUAUGACCACCUUCAAAGAUCAUUGUCAGUUUUGUACUUUGAUUUUACAAUGAAUCACUGUGUUGUAUUAAAUAUAAAAUGCAUAUUGGAACAAUAAGUUAUAGUCGUAUUGUAUUUGUGUCUUUUGGCAAGACAGGAGGCCCACCUGUUACCCACCUGAAGCUUGAUGUCUGCGAUGUCUCAUGACAAAAAAAAAAGACCAUG